Anopheles coustani is the source of this 3588-nucleotide messenger RNA. RefSeq lists its product as uncharacterized. Gene Ontology annotation, cellular component: protein phosphatase type 1 complex. The coding region runs from base 950 to 2440 and encodes 496 amino acids. The record is from RefSeq and is a predicted model, not a curated record. Gene Ontology annotation, biological process: regulation of glycogen biosynthetic process. The transcript has 6 exons. NCBI's taxonomy places the organism in Eukaryota, Metazoa, Arthropoda, Insecta, Diptera, Culicidae. Gene Ontology annotation, molecular function: glycogen binding; protein phosphatase 1 binding.
UCCGAAAAAAGAAAGCGUCCCGCGGUGUUCGGCGUUUGCCGAUGCUCGAUCACUUUGGGCUACGCAGGAUUGAUAAGCUGAAAGAUUUGUGUUUUAUAGUUUUUUCGAUCUGUAUUGUGUUCCCUUGUGGGAAAUUGUGUAUAUCUGUCAAAUUGUUUACGAUCUUAUUUUAAUUGCAAUCGUCCAUCGAUGCAUUUGAUGCAUUUGAUGUUGUGAUAAUGGUUGGUAGUUUUACAGAGGCUUAAAUUCGAUCAAUUGGUUUAUGUUCAGUGAACAGGACUCGAUUAUUCGACAUCCUUCCAUGCAACCAACUCCGUUAAAAUAAGAACAGAAAAGAAUACCAACCAGCACGACAAACACUCCCUAGGCACCACAUCAUCAUCGAUCACUCUACGAUCGUAGGAAAGAUAGGAACAUCUAAUCGCGCAAUGUGCUGAAUUAUCGCCGCCUAAUUUCUACUCCUUUCGGUUUGAAUUUCCGCCAACGCGUGUGGUUCGCGAAUGCGUUCCUUUCGGCAAAGUGUGUUUCGGACGGAGGAAGGCGCUACAAAUUGCGUACGGUCGUGUGCCGGUGUUUAGUGUUAUUUUAUAUUUGUUCGGUACCUCUACGGUUUAAUAUGUUAGUCAGUGAAGUUCCGUAUUUGCUUCUGUGACCGUUUUGUCACGACGCUUGUGCAUUAUAUGUAUAUUGUUUAAUCGACCCACGGAAAAAGGUUGUUAUACGGUUGGACUUGUUUUUCGGUGACAGUGUGCAAUACAGCGGCCCGUACAGCACCCGAACCCCGUCGGACUAUCUCCAGGCGGCUUCCGGAAGCAAAAAUCGUUUGAGAGAAAACACAACCGUUAGACCCGAAAAAAGCGAGCAUUCAGAAGGUAGCUUUAUAGUUCGUGAAAAAAUACCAAUAGACCUUUCGUUCGUCGAUAUCCCCAUCGUCUGCUAACUAGCCUGAAUGCCAGCCUUUGCGGAAAUGUUGGUCUCACAAAGCCCCCCCGUGUACAGCCACUCGCUGCCAACCACGGACUACAAACCUGGUAGUGGGUCCCCGGGAUCACCCGGCGGUGGCAAUGACAGCACCGCAUCCUACUUCGCCAACAUGGGCAGCUACUGUCGGCCGGCUUCGCUGCACCUCACGACACAACCACAGUCAAAUGGGCCACCCCCGCUCCAGCGCCAGCUUACUCCGCCCUGGGGCCUCAGCCCGACGGGAGGUAAAGGGCCGGCUUCCCCGAGGCGUUCCUGCUUGGUGGUGCGUCCCGACGAUCCGACCACACCCGAGGAACCGGAACCGCCCAUCGCCGUAGACAUGAUACCAGCGGUGGAGGCAACGGAUGCUGCGACGAUGACACUUGCCAGCGAGAUCCCCGCCAAAAGCAAAAAGAAGGUCGUCUUUGCGGAUGACCACGGCCGACAGCUGACACAUGUGCGGAUAAUGAGCGAACCAUCCUACAUGCCGCCGAUCUGGAGCCUGCAGUUUCUGGCCCAUGUCACCCAGGGCAUGAUCAGCCCGGUACCGCAGGAGCAAUGGGUGGUCGAUUUCGUGCAGCCCGCCAGCGACUACGUGCGCUUCCGGCAGAAGCUGGACGAGCGCAACGUAUCGCUCGAGAACGUGAUCAUCAAAGAGACGGAGCAGCUGAUCGUCGGCACGGUGAAGGUGAAGAAUCUCUCCUACCACAAAGAGGUCAUCAUCCGCUCGUCCUGUGACAGCUGGAAAACGCACGAGGAUACGUUCUGCACCUACAGUGUGGUUGGCAACGGAGCUGUUUCAGCCUACCUUCUGUAUGACACAUUUGCCUUCAAGCUUACUCUUCCUCCUAAGUCCAGACGGAUUGAGUUUUGCGCCGCAUACAAGUGCGAUGGCGUCGAGUACUGGGAUAACAAUGAUGGUCGUAACUAUUCCUUGACGAACCGCAUUGCCCCACGGGAGGACUCCGGAGCGUUCCUAUCGUCCGCCGCGGCGUACAGUAGUGGUCAUAAUGGGCGCAAUGGCACAACGACGCCGACCGGUGCCUUCAGGUCGCCUUACGUCGACUCCAGUGCUCCUCUGGACACCUGGACUGACAUGAACGUCGAAUCACAAACGGGGCCCUACUGUACGGGUGACUGCUCGCUGGACCGUUGUGCCGGGCAUGAUCAGACGGUGCCGGACGUGGACGUCGCCCCAGGACCACCCCGCCAGCAAAUGAAGCCGAUCGGGUUGAAUCUGUCGUAUGAGGAGGGUACUCGUGGGACGCACGUGGCGAUGGCGGGCGAUCGCCGAGCCAGCACCGGCGCGGAUACCUGCACCCAUCCGCCGGUCAGCAUGAAACCGAUCGUGCCACUGGGUCGCAGUGCCAGCAGUGGCAAACUGUACUACAUACGGGAGCGGCACGAGGGCGAAGAUCUGCUUGCCAAUUUGCUUCGCCUGCGCAACCUUAUGUUGAACCAGAAUGUGCACACGUGAACCGGGACUCGGACGAAGACAAUUAACGGAUCAGCCGACCGGUGCACCGUGUUCACCAUACGGUUUGUCAUAUCCCUUUCAUGAGGUGGCACGAUUGUGGGAUGACCGCAAUGGGUGGGUUUUUUGUUUUUAAAGUGAUCAAGUGUAAUGUUGAGUACGAAAGCGACACGAUUCGUAUCGUUCGUUGGCCUCUUAUGUUUGAUGUAGAUAACGUGUGAUGAUUAACUCGCACCGUAGCAGCUGCUCCUUUCACUGUCGUUAGGGCCAAGGGAGGACACUACCGAAGAAUACUCAAAAGCUAACCGAACCAAUCAGAGCUGUCGAGUUCCACGGAGGGAUGGUUAAAGAGAUUUGUUGGCGGUUUUCUUUGAAAUAUAUGUUCACCUCUAAUUAGCAGCAAAAAGAAACGUACAAGGGAAAUUGCAAUACAAACAUCCUUUCCACACUGGUCCAGUUGAACACAAUAGGUACCAAAAACAUACUAAAGCCAUGUGGGCAGGACGGAUCAGAGAGCGGAUUUUGCGCGAGUGAUAAAGCGUUUGCCAAGCAGGCGGCGCGUGAUAAGGAAUCGCGAUCGGAUAGAUCGAUUUGUCGAAUCGACACUGGAGAGGAAGAAGCAACAUGAGCAUAAAUAGCAACAGAACAAACAUUAGUAAUUUAAUAAUCAUAUAUUUACAUACGGCAACUAAAAGACUGAUUAUGUCCACAAAAUAAAUUUAUUCUAGGACAAUGUGUGUGUGUGCCUUUCGAUUCGGACGCGGAUGGUCUAUGGGAGCUCUAUCUGAUUAUUUUUCAUAAUCGUAGAACAUGAGGGCGAGGGAUCUGGCUUAGAACGGAAUAUUUAAGGUGUGCAAAAUUAGUUUUCGGGCGAAAUCAACGACGAUUCGACAUUAUAUGUACCUUUUACAAAGCAUUAGAAAUUGAUUGAAAAAAUAAUAAAUAUACACACACACACACACACACACACACACACACACACACACAUAAAUCGAGCGAUCGAGAACUUAAUAAUAGGAGUUUAGCAAUUCAAACAUAGAAAACACCGUGGACACUAGGGAAAGCCGCUUCGUGGCUUCACUAAUUUAUGUAUAUAAUUUCUACAACCGUUCGAAAGUAAAGAAAGUCAAUAAAUUUUCCUUUUCAUGUAA